GGGGGGAGAAAGCAGAGCAGAGCCCCCGAGCGCCGCGCUGCUGGCGGUGACUGGGCAGUGCUGCGUCGCGGCGCCAGGAGAGCAGAGAGGAGAGCCGCCCCCGCGCACCGCCGCGGCCAGGAUGUACGGGUUCGUGAACUAUGCGCUGGAGCUGUUGGUUGUGCGGACCUUCGGCGAGGAGACAUGGGAGACCAUCAAGAAAGCGGCCGAGGUGAACAUGGACGGUCAGUUUUUACUCCGGGAGAUCUACGAAGACGAAGUGACUUACAAUUUGAUCGGGGCGGCCGUGAGCUUACUGAAAAUUCCCGCCGACAAAAUCCUGGAGCUCUUCGGUAAAAUGUUCUUUGAGUUCUGCCAAGAAUCUGGCUAUGACAAAAUCCUCCAAGUCUUGGGAGCAACCCCUCGGGAUUUCCUACAGAACCUGGACGCCCUGCACGACCACCUGGGCACUCUGUACCCGGGCAUGAAGGCGCCGUCCUUCAGGUGCACCGAGCGUCCAGAGGACGGCGCACUCGUGCUGCACUACUACUCGGACCGACCCGGCCUCGAGCACAUCGUCAUCGGCAUCGUCAAGACCGUGGCCAGCAAGCUGCACAACACCGAGGUGGAGGUGGAGAUCAUCCGGACCAAGGCGGACUGCGACCACGUGCAGCUGCUCAUCACCGAGCAGGCGGACCAGCGCAAGCCGGGCGACGGCAGCCAGCUCACCCAGGAGGUGGAGGAGCUGGGCAGCGGU
This is a messenger RNA of Frankliniella occidentalis (western flower thrips), 736 nucleotides long. Its product is annotated as guanylate cyclase soluble subunit beta-1-like. The annotation marks the transcript as partial. Gene Ontology annotation, molecular function: heme binding; guanylate cyclase activity. Gene Ontology annotation, cellular component: guanylate cyclase complex, soluble. Gene Ontology annotation, biological process: response to oxygen levels; cGMP biosynthetic process. The transcript has 5 exons. The record is from RefSeq and is a predicted model, not a curated record. Lineage: Eukaryota; Metazoa; Arthropoda; Insecta; Thysanoptera; Thripidae.